Aspergillus aculeatus ATCC 16872 is the source of this 1734-nucleotide messenger RNA. RefSeq names its product putative choline sulfatase. NCBI's taxonomy places the organism in Eukaryota, Fungi, Ascomycota, Eurotiomycetes, Eurotiales, Aspergillaceae. The record is from RefSeq and is a predicted model, not a curated record. The coding region runs from base 1 to 1734 and encodes 577 amino acids. The transcript is spliced from 2 exons. Gene Ontology annotation, molecular function: sulfuric ester hydrolase activity.
AUGGCUGCCAAAAGGCCCAACAUCCUUUACAUCAUGGCCGACCAGAUGGCCGCCCCGCUUCUGGCCUUCCAUGAUAAGGACUCCCCCAUCAAAACCCCCCAUUUGAACAAGCUGGCCGAAGAAGGAGUGGUUUUUGAUUCCGCCUACUGCAAUGCGCCGCUGUGCGCGCCCUCCCGUUUCGUCAUGGUGACCGGUCAACUCCCCUCCAAAAUUGGUGCGUACGACAACGCCUCCGACCUGCCCGCCGAUGUCCCAACCUACGCCCACUACCUCCGCCGCGAGGGCUAUCACACUGCAUUGGCGGGUAAGAUGCACUUCUGUGGCCCCGAUCAGCUGCACGGAUACGAACAGCGCUUGACUAGCGACAUCUACCCUGGCGAUUAUGGCUGGUCCGUCAACUGGGACGAACCCGAUAUCCGUCCCGAUUGGUACCACAACAUGUCGUCCGUCAUGGAGGCUGGCCCCGUCGUUCGCACAAACCAGCUCGACUUCGACGAGGAGGUGAUGUACAAGUCGACCCAAUACCUCUACGAUCAUGUGCGCCAGCGCGGCGACCAGCCUUUCUGUUUGACCGUGUCGAUGACCCACCCGCAUGACCCCUAUGCCAUGACCAAGGAAUACUGGGAUCUGUAUGAGGAUGUGGACAUCCCCUUGCCCAAGCACGGCGCGAUUCCCCAGGAUCAGCAGGACCCACACUCCCAGCGGGUGCUCAAGUGCAUCGACCUGUGGGGCAAGGAAAUGCCGGAGGAGCGCAUCAAGGCCGCGCGCCGCGCUUACUAUGCCGCCUGCACCUAUGUGGACACCAAUGUGGGCAAGCUCCUGAAGGUGCUCGACAACUGCGGUUUGCGCGACGAUACCAUUGUGGUGUUUACGGGCGAUCACGGCGACAUGUUGGGCGAGCGUGGCUUGUGGUACAAGAUGACGUGGUACGAGGGGUCGGCACGUGUGCCCAUGAUCAUGCAUGCGCCGAAGCGCUUCGCGGCUAAGCGGGUGGCGGAGAACGUGUCGACGAUGGAUCUGCUGCCGACGUUUGCGGACUUGGUGGGCGCGCCCUUGGUUCCUGGGCUGCCGUUGGACGGCGUCUCGCUGCUGCCAUACUUGACGGGUGGGGACGGCGUCAAGACCGAUACCGUGCUGGGCGAGUACAUGGCCGAGGGCACUCAGUCGCCGACCGUCAUGAUUCGCCGCGGACAGUGGAAGUUCGUCUACUCACUGAUCGACCCCCCGAUGCUGUUCGACGUGGUUGCCGACCCGGAGGAGCGCGUCAACCUGGUCGCAGGCCUGCCAGAUCCAUCCAAGCUCGUCGCUGUCAAUGGCAAGGGGACAGGCUUGCCCACCCCGAAUGACUUCCCGCGCGUUUCGCGUGGCCCUGACGGCACCUCGUCCUUCCCCUUCCCGACCCCACCACGCACCCCAAGCCCCUCCAAGCACUCUUCGGUGUUGCCUCAAACCAGCGACCCCGCCACGCUCCUGGCACACUUUGUCGAGGAAGUGCACACUCGCUGGAACCUGGAGCAGAUCCGCGAGGACGUUCUCCGCUCCCAGCGCCGCCGCCGACUGGUCUACUCCGCCUUGAUCAAAGGCGUGCCAUCGGUCUGGGACUACGAGCCCCGCAUCGACCCCAGCACGCAGUACGUGCGCAACCAGGGCAAGGGGGCGUUGGACGAUGUGGAGUUGAUUUCGCGGUGGCCGCGGGUGUUGCAGCAGGCGGCGAACGCUAUUGGGAGGGUGUAG